GGGGAGUAGAAGGGUGUACGAGAAUUGGAUUGAAAUGAUUAGACUCCAUAGUCCAUCCAUAACCUCUAAAAACAUUUAUUAAGUGUGUUGUUACAGCGAUGCCUGUCGUGAUUGUUAUGUUUAAUCAGUUAAAUGCUGAACAUGCUAGUCUUACCCGUAGUUAUAUUUGAGUGUGUCUUAUAAUGUUUGAGAAUUUAUAACUAUUGAGAUGUGGGUUUUUACAACUAAUGUGUCAGUGUCCACAGGAGUAUAUAAUUGUUAAUAUUAUUCUCUGAGUUUAUUAUUAUUUAUUAGUAAUUAAUUUAAUAUUCAAUAAUUAUACCAUAUAGAAAUGGCUCGAUCUUUGAUACCAAGUCAACAGAAGUUAGCUGAAAAGCUAACCUUGCUCAAUGAUAGAGGAAUUGGAAUGCUAACAAGAAUAUACAACAUCAAGAAGGCUUGUGGAGAUGCCAAAUCCAAACCUGGUUUUCUGUCUGAUAAAUCUCUUGAAUCAUCAAUAAAGUAUAUUGUUAGACGAUUUCCAAAUAUAGACACUAAAGGACUGCAAGCCAUAACUCCAAUACGAACUGAGAUUAUUAAAUCCCUAUCUCUCUACUACUACACAUUUGUGGAUCUAUUGGACUUCAAAGACAGUGUUUGUGAGCUACUCACCACUAUGGACGCUUGUCAAGUACAUCUCGAUAUUACUUUAAAUUUUGAGCUGACCAAGGCCUACUUGGACCUUGUGGUGGCCUACGUCACUCUAAUGAUCCUUCUAUCCAAAGUAGAGGAUAGAAAAGCGGUGUUGGGACUUUUCAAUGCAGCCCAUGAAUUGGUUCAUAAUCAAAGUGAUCAAAGUUUUCCUCGUCUUGGACAGAUGAUUAUGGACUAUGAUCCUCCCCUCAAGAAGUUGUCAGAGGAGUUUGUGCCUCAUGCUAAGCUGUUAUACUCUGCUCUAAUCUCGUUAUGGCCUAUCUAUAUUUCUCACAACCUCUCCGCAGACAAGUGGAGGUCUGAUCAGAAGUUAAGCCUUGUUGGAAACCCAGGACAGUUAUUAAAGCCAUCACAGACAGAGACUAUAUCCUGUGAAUACUUGGCUCUCGAGUCAAUGGAAAGAUGGAUUAUAUUUGGUUUCAUGCUAUGUCAUCAAGCCCUCCAACAAGAACAACCGAACAAGCUCUGGCUCAGUGCUCUGGAGAACAGUUGGGUGGUGGCUCUCUUCAGGGAUGAGGUCAUCUACAUACAUGCAUAUAUCCAAGGAUUCUUUGAUACUAUCAAGGGCUAUGGCAAGAGAAUAUCUGAAGUCAAGGACUGCUAUAACCAAGCGAUACAGAAAGCAACCUACAGGCACAGAGAACGAAGAAAAUUUCUACGGACGGCUCUCAAAGAACUUGGUCUGAUUCUGACGGAUCAGCCUGGGCUCCUGGGACCAAAGGCAUUGCUGAUAUUCAUAGCUCUGUGCUUUGCUCGGGAUGAGGUCUAUUGGCUCCUGAGACACAACGACAACCCUCCUCAACAGAAGAGCAAAGGAAAGACUGCGGAAGAUCUCGUAGACAGACAACUUCCCGAGUUGCUUUUCCAUAUGGAGGAACUGAGAGUGCUGGUGCGCAAGUACAGCCAAGUGAUCCAGCGAUACUAUGUCCAGUACCUGGCCGGGUUCGAUGCCAUCGCUCUCAACCAGAUGAUGCAGAAUCUCGCUGUCUGUCCUGAGGAUGAGAGCAUUAUAUUAUCUUCUCUCUGCAAUAACAUUGCUAAUUUGUCUGUCAAACAAGUUGAGGACAAUGAUCUGUUUGAUUUCCGAGCCUUGAGAUUGGACUGGCUACGCCUGCAGGCCUACGCGUCGGUUGCCAAAGCCCCACUUUCACUAGCAGAGAACCGAGACCUCGCAUCUUUGCUCGAUACCAUUCUCUUCCACACGAAAAUGGUGGACUACCUCGACGAGAUGAUGGUAGAAACCUCAGAUCUGUCUAUAUUUUGUUUUUAUAGCAAAAUAUUUGAAGAUCAGUUCCACAUGUGUUUAGAGUUCCCAGCACAGAAUCGAUACAUCGUCGCAUUCCCUCUCAUAUGCAACCACUUCCAGAGCUGCACGCAUGAGCUAUGCCCAGAAGAGCGACAUCACAUUAGAGAGCGCAGCCUGUCAGUGGUAAAUAUGUUCCUCGAUGAGAUGGCCAAGGAGGCCAAAAACAUCAUCACGACAAUAUGCGAUGAGCAAUGCACCAUGAGUGACAAGCUGUUACCAAAACACUGUGCUAUGUUGAUAUCUCAAGUUGUCAAUAGAAAAAAGAAAGAGAAGAAUAAGAAAAACACAUUAGAAAUUCCUAAGCCCGGAGUUGAAAGUUAUAGAAAAACAAGAGAAGAGUUGACAACAAUGGACAAGCUCCACAUGGCUCUGACGGAACUGUGCUACGCUCUCAACUAUUGUUCGACAAUCAACGUGUGGGAGUACACUUUUGCGCCACGCGAGUAUCUCCACCAACACUUGGAGAAUAGGUUUGCGCGUGCUCUCGUGGGCAUGGUUAUGUUCAAUCCUGACACCAGCGAGAUCGCUAAACCCUCUGAACUGCUAGCCAGUGUACGAGCCUACAUGAAUGUACUUCAAACUGUUGAAAACUAUGUUCACAUUGACAUCACCCGUGUGUUCAAUAACGCCCUUCUGCAGCAGACUCAGCAGAUAGAUAGCCAUGGUGAGAAGACUGUUGCUGCACUCUACACACAGUGGUACUCAGAAGUUCUGCUGAGGAGAGUGAGUGCUGGAAACAUCUGUUUCUCAAUGAAUCAGAGAGCGUUUAUCAGUCUCACUGCCGAAGGAGCUAUACCCUUCAAUGCAGAAGAGUUCUCAGAUAUCAAUGAACUAAGAGCUUUGGCUGAGCUCAUAGGUCCAUAUGGAAUGAAGCUUCUCAACGAAACACUGAUGUGGCACAUUGCCAGUCAAGUCCAGGAACUCAAGAAACUAGUUGCUGGGAAUAAGGAAGUACUAAUUGCUCUUCGCACAAACUUUGACAAGCCAGAAAUUAUGAAAGAGCAGUUUAGGAAGUUGCAGAGUGUGGACGAUGUUCUGAAACGGAUGACAAUAGUGGGAGUCAUCCUAAGUUUCCGCCAACUGGCUCAGGGUGCCCUAGUGGAUGUCCUAGAAGAGAGAAUACCCUUCCUCCUCAGUUCAAUCUUGGAUUUCAGGCACCAUCUUCCCUCUGGUGAUCCUAUGGUGGUUAGUGAGAUGGCGUCUGCCGCCGGACUGACAUGUAAGGUGGAUCCUACACUAGCAGCUGCUCUUCGCAAUCAGAAAAAUGAUACGGAUGAAGAUGAACAUCUGUUGGCUUGUUUGUUGAUGGUGUUUGUUGCUGUUUCAAUACCCAAACUGGCACGGAAUGACAACUCUUUCUAUAGAGCAUCACUAGAAGGCCAUGCAAACAAUAUUCACUGUAUGGCGGCUGCAGUCAACAACAUUUUUGGGGCACUUUUCACAAUUUGUGGACAAGGAGACAUUGAAGACAGAAUGAAGGAAUUUUUAGCUCUUGCCUCCUCAAGCCUGUUACGAUUGGGGCAAGAAGCUGACAAAGAAAUUACGAAGAAUAGAGAAUCUGUUUAUUUGCUCCUAGAUCAGAUUGUCCAAGAAUCUCCGUUCUUAACGAUGGAUCUGCUUGAGUCAUGUUUUCCAUAUGCACUGAUUCGCAACGCAUACCAUGCUGUCUACAAGCAAGAACACUCCCAGGCGUAGUCAUGCAGAGUACACACAUUCCAACUCCUUCUCGUGUAAAUAUUCUUCUGUGGCAUCUUAUACACUUUUUGUAAUUACAUACAUCUCAGUCAAUUGCAUUUGUAUAUUUGUAGGUGUGUUUAUAACGAUUACCGAGUCUAAUUUGAGAAAUGUAUGCUUUAUUAUAAUUGUUAUUGAAAAUAGCUUAGUUAUUGCCUUUUAUUCUCUUUUAUGGUUGUCUGAUGACAUCCAAAUUAUAACUGAACAAGAUGAUUGUAAUGAUUUUAAUCAUUUUAAUGAAAUAAGUAUUUAUAGUUAGUUAUUCUGUUAUAUGAUUCAAAAUAAGGAUAUUGAGGGAAUUUGAUGAAUGUAUUACAGUUUAUAUUAUAUAAUUAUUGUACUAAAGUACUGUAAAUGAAAAAUUGGGUGUGAUUUGUAUGGUGAGAAAAUUUAACAGCUUACUACAAGUUUGUUUUAUUCAUAAAUAGGGUCAGUUUUCAUAUGGUGUACAAAAAGAGUUACCUGAUGUUGAUGUGCAUUAAAUCCAUUAAUAUUGGAUAUAUCCUAUGAACACUUCUGCUUUUUUAUCAUUUUACAUUUCUCAUAUUCUCUUUGCAACAUGUUUCACGACCAUCCACUUCACCAAAACAAAAUGAUUUUGCAUUCUUUCUGUUUUCAUACAAACGAAUGAAUGGCUGUCUCACUAUUGUAUCACAACCAGAUGUUAUGUUUGUUUUUCCAGUGAUUGUUCCUCUCAUACAAAGCACUUAAUUACAUACUAUUCCUUCCUUUAACAUAAUACCUUUUACAUACUAUUUGUUAAGAAAUUGUAUAAUGUAAAUGUAAAAAAUGUAGUGGGAAGUUCAACAGAACCAAGGGCAGCAGAGUUAGAGUUUAAAACAUCUACUUUUUUCUGCACAGAGGUAGGUGAUCGGACACAGGCUUGUAAAUCUGAAACUCCUUCUCUCAUUUUCAAGGUCUGUGAUCGCCACAGUCUUUAAUUUCAUUAUAUUUCUGACUCACAGUAGCAAUAUUUUUGCUUAUUGAAGAAUAACAUGGCAAUACUGGAUCGCUUCUGUUAUGGUAGGCAAUAGAAGCAGACUGAGUGUCAAGAUAAAGUACUGACGAGGUCAAAUUAACACUAUCUUUAUUUCUCUUAUCUAAUAAAGCGUUAAUAUUUGCAUUAGAGUUAUUUGAGGAAGGAAAUUUCUUAUUGUAAUUUUAAUUAGAUUUUGAUGCAUUAGAAUAAGAAGUUGGUUUAUCAAAAAUGGUUCAAAUAUCACGAAUGGCUUUCAAUGGUUACUUACCUUGAUAACCGUACUUGAUGAUAACCUAAUAUUUUCAGCUUCAACACAAUCCAACCUAUUACACAGUUCACUUUGAUUCUGCAUUCAUUCAAAGAUCUGAUCUGUCAAAAUUUUAUGUGAGAUAGACAGUCACAAGAACUUUCAUAGUUUUUUAAUGAUUACAUGGUUGGUGAUGCACUCUCACAUUGACUGCGACACUGCAUUCAGUUGCCACAAAUAAAAUUUGUCUUCUCAUCUUUGGAAGAAGAACAAUCUUUCUUUUCCUUCCCCACACAAGCAAAAUGAUACCACUUCAUUUUAAACCUUCACAUACAGUGCUAUUUGUAGCUUUACGUGGGAAAGUUCCAACACAGGAAUUUUACUUGCUGUCGCCACCAUUUUCAAUCAAAACAAACUUGAUUAAUCUAAUAAAUACCACAAGAAAUAUUGGCGGUACUGUAUUUGUAAUCUUAUUUAUACAGUUAAUCAGCUAACCAUAAAAUUCAACUCUCAUAAUCAGUUGACUUUUAGUCACCUCUUAACCUAACCAGUGCGUAUUACCUGCAUAAUUAUUUGAAGAUUUGGUGAAUUUGAGAUUUGGUUACAACACAUCACAGUCAUUAUAUUGUGAAAACGUUACUUUCCAAUCGUAUUUUACACUAAUGUUGAUUUUAUUCAUUAUUUUGUAAUAAAAUACUUUGAAAAUAUUGGUAUCAGAAUCAAUUAAAGAACCAUAGUAUUGAGAAUACUCGAUACUGCUAAGAAUCGAGAUGUCAAUUAUCGGAAUCUGCCCAUCCAUAACUAAAAAAUUCCUUGAGAUUUGGAGGAUUCUUUAAUGGAAUAUGUGAACCGACCUGUAAACUUUAUGUAUAAUUUUUGGCAACUCCAUUUAAUUCUUUUUUGUAGGAGAUCUCAUGUUCGUUGGGAAUGAGAAUUGCUUUGUUUCAAAUCAAGCUGUCAUUCAUACUUGAAAAAAGAUUCUUGAUGCAUGUCUUAAGUUUUGCGUGUGAUUUUAUAUUUGUCUGAAAGACCAAUUUUGUAGUCAAAGAAAGAAUAAGAACCAGAAGGCUUUAUUCUUGAACAUAGAGUACAGAAUUGGUAUCAAUAAACAAUUACAAUAAUGAACAUUAAAUAAGGAUCACCUCUGGAUGAAACAAAUAACAAUGGUCUUGAUUUUGAACUCCUUAUACAGUUGUAGAGAACUUCACACUACUAAGAUUAAAAUCACCAAUAUUUUACACCAUUAUCCUUUCUAGAAAACUACCCAAAAAUUAUCCUUAUUUGUAAAUAAUUUGAUUUUGUGUCAGAUUGUACUGUAAUCAAUAAUUAUUACUAAGCAUGAAGUUGUAAGUAUUGUUUGCUUUUUAUGUGAAAAUCGAUAAAAGGUCAAAAGGUUGUUUUAUGUUAGCAAAGUAAUGUGUUUGAUCUUAUUUAUUAUUGUUAUAAUACUUUAUUCUUAUUUUAUAUUCUUCAUACUUUACAAGUAUGUGCUUGUGUUUAAGCUUAAGUUUAGGGACAUAUCAAUAAAUAUCGUGUUUGGGGUAUCAACUUCCAUAGAGUCCAUAAACUUUUUGUAAAUAUUGCUAUUGGCCAAAUUUGGUUUAACGUGUGCUUACCUAAAAAUAAGCUUAUGUUUUUUAAAUCAAUUGUUUUCAAUUUCUGAUUUUUGACAAAUUAAUUAGUGCUUUGAGAGUAAUAUAUGGUUUGUAAAUUUUAUUUAGAAAAAAUUAGGGCUGAUAUUUUAACACGUGAGAGGUCACAUGAAGACAAUUUGCUUACGUUUACUUUUUUUAAAUUUUGUUCAAUAAGACAUCUUCUCAUACAAACCAUAUGAUUAGUUUGACCAAUUGUAUUUCAGAAUAUACUAUUUUUAAUUACGAGUAUUUGCAAAUAAAACUGCAUCAUAAAAAACUUAUUACAAGUACUGUACAAUUUACCUUAAAAUUUAGACUAAGUGGGAGGUCACAUGUGAGCAAAUUGUCUCAUGUACUUUUUGUAAUAAAAAAUUUGUUUUUCUUCAAAAGUAAUGUGUUUAGUAAAAACAAUAUGCAAAAUGUUACUUGAAUUUAGUAUAAGUAAGUGAUUGUAUUCAUAAAUUGAAAUUGUUUUCAAGGAAUAUUGCAAAAUGGGUGUAGGGGACAGCAACAUUUUAAUUAUUUUGAAAAUAAAUGGGUAAAAGACUAACAGAUGUCAAAAUCUUGUGAAAACAUAUAUGAGAAGAGAUAAGACAAGUUCCCAAGCUGCUGAUAUUGUUAUAAUAUAUUAAUAAUAUUAACAAAUUAAAAAACCCACAGCAAACUGCAGUGGGUGCGACCUCUUGCUAGUUAAGCAAGAUUAUUAAAUUCACUUUAAAUGUAAAAACUUAAAAACUACACCAAAAUUAAAAUAAGGAAGUGCUAUUAAAAACACUCCAUCCAUUAAUUGAUUUUUCCAAGCAUAUAAAAGAAUAGAAAUAAAGUUCAUUGUAUUUGAUUUGAUUUUUUUUUAAUAAAGGAGAGGCCGAUCCCCUUUUAAGCCUUAUGUCCGUCGUCAUGGGGCACUGGCCUGAGGAUCUUAUUAAACAGAACAAGAGGGAGAGUCGAUACUGUACGAGGUCGAAGGUACUGAUGAAAAGUGCAACAGUGUUGAUAAAAACACAAGAUUUCUACACUUGAAAGUCUAUCAAUUAAAGCAGCUGAGAAUACAAACUUGUAUUCGUGGCAGUAGCACUGCUGUUUAGGGCUGCAACAAUAAAAAAUUUAAAUCAUUUUUUAAACUAUCUGGUUUGCUUAGUGUUCACAUAUCAGUCUUAUCAAUAUGGUAGACUGUCAUAAAUCUGUAAUCUGCAUUCAUUGAGAGUGUUGGAUAUAUCUCCAAACUUGAAGAAGUGUUGAAGGCCUGACAUGCAAAUUAGUAAUACAGUUGGGACAGUAUCUUUAUAGUUAAUAUUCUAUGCUAAACUUAUGUCUUUUAGUUUACCUUUGUACGGAGAUAUCCAUGAAAAGUUUAAGCUUGUUUAUUGCCACUUGGAUCUUUAUCGCUUUUAGGAUUUACAUUAAUCCUUUAUCCAGUGUACCAAAUUUUUCAACUAAGAGUUAAAAGCAAUGAAAUGUAAUAGAAUGCAUGUUCUUAAUAACAAUUUUUUCUUUAACUUUCACUUUGUACAAAUAAGUUAUUCAUGAUUGAAAAUAAUAUAGGGAAGCAGAUGAUUUCAUAAAAGAUAGGGAUAUUUUAGAUUCCCGUUGCAUGCAAGCGGUUUGAAAUACACAAAACUGUGCAGGUUUGAGUGUUUAGUAGGAGUGUUCAAUUCAAUGCACACGGUUUAGUAUUAUAAGCUCACAGGUUAGUUCAGAAAACAGGUAAAAAAACAUGCUGUUAUUGUAAAUUCAAAAUCAGGUAAUUCUGUGAUCCUGGGUAUGCCCCCCGACUUAUGAAUUGUGAAAUUUUACACAAUUUAUUCUGAUUAUUUGUUGAAAAUUGUUAUCUCAACUUCAUAACAUUUCUUUACUUAGUUGAUCAAUAUUUUCAUGUAAAAAUUUCCCUCUGCCAUUAUGUACUCGUACAAUGAGUGUUUCACAGAACAAAUUUAUUGAAAACACAAUUUUGAAGCAGUGAGCCAGUGUGUGUGCGCAACUGUUUCUUGCCAACGGGAAGUGUACCACAUACGGCUCAAUGUAUUCCACACCACCAAUGAGAUAACCAGGCAAAAAUAUUUGUGAGUUUAUAAGGGAAAGGAUUAUUAUUACAGUCAGUUAAAUAAAUUAAAAAAAUUAACUGAAGUCGUAUUAUUGUAACAACUAUUUUAAUGACUACUCUUAAAAUUUGUUUAACAUGAUAAAAAUUCCCUAUUUUUGUACUUUUAAUAACUAAUACUGAUUAUUUCUAUGUUUAAGGUAGGAUGCAUGUUUUGUCCAGCUCUCUAUUUAUGUAAAAAAUGUUGCACACUGAUUUGUUAUUUAUUUAAAACUGCACUGAUUGGGUAUAGUUUUGUCAUUAUAUUAGAGCACCUGUAAAAACAUUUUUCAAACUGGAUAGAUUCCAAUUUUCAUAUUUCAAUACCACAAAUUUAAAAUUGAGGGAUUGACUUGUGUUUUAUAUAGCUAAUGUGGUGACAAGUUUCUAAAAAAUGUUUCUAUUUGUAGGCCUAUAUAAAUUAUAUAUAUGUUUUAUUUAUUUAUUUCCAGUCAGUUGUACCAUGCAUGUUAUUGAUAGAGUAACUAUAGUUUAAGUUUAAAUGUAUUUUAUUGUUAAUUGAAUCACUUGAAGCAUUGCCAAUUAUCACAGUUUUAAAAACUAUUUAAUUAUAACUUAAUUUUUAUUGGUUUGUUAUUAAUUAAUCUCUCACAAUAAUAUAUUUAUUUAUGCAAUUUCUAAUGAGAUUUGAAAAGUAUCAUUAUCCAAGCGAUGAUAUUUGUUCAAAGAUUUGUAAGAUUUUAGAAAUAAAUCCAUGUUUAUCACCUAAAA
This is a messenger RNA of Homalodisca vitripennis (glassy-winged sharpshooter), 9402 nucleotides long. It is a transcript of the gene Hem, whose product is annotated as membrane-associated protein Hem. Gene Ontology annotation, biological process: neuron projection morphogenesis; cell projection assembly; cell migration. Bases 332 to 3694 code for a protein of 1120 amino acids. The transcript has 23 exons. The record is from RefSeq and is a predicted model, not a curated record. Lineage: Eukaryota; Metazoa; Arthropoda; Insecta; Hemiptera; Cicadellidae. Gene Ontology annotation, cellular component: SCAR complex.